UUUCCGCGUCUCGUCAUCGAUAUUUUUUUUUAACCCCAAGCAUGAAUUCUUUAAAAAGCAAAAACAGAGUCAAUGUCAAUUUUCCUUUUUCUCCACUCUAAAAUUUUGUAGAAAAAAAAAAAUGUCUGCACCUACUGAACAAAAGCCUACUGAGCAAAAGCCUACUGAACAAAAGCCUACUGAGCAAAAGUCUACUGAGCAAAAGCCUACUGAGCAAAAGCCUACUGAAAAAAAGCCUGCUGACAAAGAGCCUGCUACUGAGAAAAAUGAACAGGAGCCUGCAAGCGAAACAGAGACACACAAGGUGUUUAUUGGAAACUUGAGCUUCACGUCAACUGAAGAAAGCAUCAAAGAUUUCUUUAGCAACGCCGGUGAAGUUGUGGAUACAGUGAUUGUUAAAAAAGGAUCAAGACCCAAAGGAUUUGGGUUUGUUGCGUUUAAUACAUCUGAAGAAGCCGACAAGGCUGUAAAGAAUCUUGAUAAAAAGGAGUUGGACGGACGUGAGAUUAGCGUGCAACUUGCAAAGCAACAAGAGCCUCAUCAGCCUGAAAAGAGAAAGAAGAGAAAGAACAAGAAGUCGCGUAAAUCCGCCGAAAUCACACCUGCCACAAGUAAUGAAAAACCUAAAACUUCUGUAUUCGUUGCAAAUCUUCCACUCGAUAUUACCAUGAUGGAUUUAUCCGACUUGUUUAAAGAUUAUCAAGUCGAGUCUGCACUUGUUGCCAUACAAAGAAGUGGUCGUUCCAAGGGUUACGGGUUUGUAGAGUUAAAGACGGUGGAUGAAAUGAACAAAGUUUUGAAAGAGUUUGUAAAUAUUGAAGUUCAAGGACGUCCUAUCCAUGUCUCUGCUGCCACGUCUGAAAAGACAUCGGAGAGAAAACUUUCAUCUAAUAAAGACUCCGAGGAGGAAGAAGAAGCCGCUACUCCACCUCCAGUUGCCCCCAAGAAAAAGUCAAGAAAGAGAAAGUCCAAGAAGGCCAGAGAGGCCAAGGAAGGUACCCAAGAAACAACGAACGAAGAAGAAUCUAAGGAAGGUGAAGAAACAAAGAAGGAAGGAAAGAAGAAUGCCACUAAGAAAGAGGAAGGAAUCUCCGCUGCAAAAGACGCUAAGGAAGCCGUCCGCGUAGCAAAAGAAGAUGACGGAAUUUCUGCUGCCAAGGAAGCACAAGAAGCUGUUCGAGUAGCUAAAGAAGAAGAUGGAGCACAUGCCGCAAAAGAGGCCAUUGAAGCUGUUCGAGUAGCUAAAGAAGAUGACGGAGCUAGUGCUGCACAAGCUGCUAAUGAAGCUACAAAGUAAUAUAAAUUUUAGAUAGACAAUAAAAAUAAAAAUAAAAUUCAUUUGUUGGGGGUCAUGCAAUCACAAGGUUUAAAUGUCAAAAAUCAUACGUUUUUUUUUUUUUUUUUUAUUAGAGGGAAUAAAAUAUAUUACAAAUAAGCCAAAAUACACGCUUAAUUUUUCUCAAAAAAACCUUUGCGUUUUCUUAAUCGUUUUGUCGU
Molecule: messenger RNA, 1497 nt
Organism: Mucor mucedo
Lineage: Eukaryota; Fungi; Mucoromycota; Mucoromycetes; Mucorales; Mucoraceae
Exons: 6
Coding region: 122-1297 (391 amino acids)
Cellular component (GO): cytosol
Molecular function (GO): mRNA binding
Source: RefSeq, a predicted model, not a curated record